AUGGCUCAAGCACAAGGAUCCUUCUCAGCCCCUCCGCAGGUGGUCUCUUUCGAUGGCGUCUUGUCCGAUUUCGAUGGGACAAUCAUCGACUCGACCGACGGCGAAAUCGGUGCCGAGCUAGGCGUGGACCCCGAGACAAUCCUUGCGACAUCCCACGGACGCAGAAGCAUCGAUACCCUCCAGCUGUACGACCCAAUCAAGGCCAACUGGGAAUAUGUCAGCUACAUUGAAGGCCGUAUCCCCAAGGAGUUCGGCGCGGACGCCGUCGAGAUCCCCGGCGCCAGGUCGCUCCUCGACGCGCUGGAGAACGCCGGCGCACGCUGGGGCGUCGUCACCUCCGGAUCACGAGCGUUGAUUGAUGGCUGGCUGAGUGUUCUCAAGCUCACGCAUCCCGAGACCCUGGUCGUCGCCGAGGACGUCCAGCAGGGCAAGCCUGAUCCGUCAUGCUACCUGCUGGGCCGCUCGAAGUUGAACCUCGAGCACUCGUCGUCGCUGGUUGUGCUGGAGGAUGCGCCAUCGGGCAUCCGGGCGGGCAAGGCGGCCGGGUUCAAGGUGAUUGCGCUGACGACGACCCACACGCUGGCACAGCUGCAGGAGGCCGGAGCGGAUUGGAUUGUGGAGGACCUGAGGAGUCUCUCUGUCAAGGGCGUGGAGGGCGGAAAGAUCCAGCUGGAAAUCAAGGAUGCGUUCCAAUAA
Aspergillus clavatus NRRL 1 is the source of this 696-nucleotide messenger RNA. RefSeq names its product HAD family hydrolase. The transcript is spliced from 3 exons. Bases 1 to 696 code for a protein of 231 amino acids. Gene Ontology annotation, molecular function: sugar-phosphatase activity; beta-phosphoglucomutase activity. The record is from RefSeq and is a predicted model, not a curated record. Lineage: Eukaryota; Fungi; Ascomycota; Eurotiomycetes; Eurotiales; Aspergillaceae.